Molecule: messenger RNA, 1422 nt
Organism: Morone saxatilis (striped sea-bass)
Lineage: Eukaryota; Metazoa; Chordata; Actinopteri; Moronidae
Product: myosin heavy chain, embryonic smooth muscle isoform-like
Exons: 10
Cellular component (GO): myosin complex
Source: RefSeq, a predicted model, not a curated record
CCACAGGUUCAUGAACUGGAGAGGUCUAAACGUGCCAUGGAGCAACAGCUGGAGGAGAUGAGAGUUCAGCUGGAGGAGCUGGAGGAUGAGCUGCAGGCCACGGAGGACGCCAAACUGCGUCUGGAGGUCAACAUGCAGGCCAUGAAGGCCCAGUUUGACCGAGACCUGCAAGCCAGAGACGAGCAGGGAGAGGAGAAGAAGAGAGCGCUUGUCAAACAGGUGCGCGAGAUGGAGGCAGAGCUGGAGGACGAGAGGAAGCAGAGGACUCUGGCUGUUGCUGCCAAGAAGAAGUUGGAGAUGGACCUGAACGAGCUGGAGGGACAGAUCGAAGCAUCUAACAAAGGCAGAGACGAGGCUAUUAAACAGCUCCGGAAACUACAGGCUCAGAUGAAGGACUAUCAGAGGGAGCUGGAGGAGGCCAGAGCCUCCAGGGAUGAGAUCUUCACCCAGUCCAAGGAGAACGAGAAGAAACUAAAGAGCCUAGAAGCUGAAAUCCUGCAGCUACAGGAGGACCACGCAGCGUCAGAGCGGGCCCGUCGGCAUGCCGAACAGGAGCGGGACGAGCUGGCUGAUGAGAUCUCCAACAGUGCUUCUGGAAAGUCGUCACUGCUGGAAGAGAAGAGGAGGCUGGAGGCUCGUAUCGCCCAGCUGGAGGAGGAGCUGGAGGAGGAGCAGGGCAACAUGGAGCUGCUCAACGACCGCUUCAGAAAGACCACCAUGCAGGUCGACAGCCUGAACGCAGAGUUGGCCGGAGAGCGCAACACUGCACAGAAGAGUGAGAACGCUCGGCAACAGAUGGAGCGGCAGAACAAGGAUUUGAAAGCCAAGCUGGCAGAGCUGGAGGGGACUGUCAAGUCAAAGUUUAAGGCGUCCAUCACCGCCCUGGAGGCCAAGAUCCUGCAGCUGGAGGAGCAGCUGGAGCAGGAAGCAAAGGAGAGAGCAGCAGCCAACAAAAUCGUCCGUCGUACGGAGAAGAAACUGAAGGAGGUGAUGAUGCAGGUGGAGGAUGAGCGUCGCCAUGCUGACCAGUACAAGGAGCAGAUGGAGAAAGCCAACUCUCGUAUGAAGCAGCUGAAGCGUCAGCUGGAGGAGGCGGAGGAGGAGGCCACCAGGGCCAACGCCUCCCGCAGGAAGCUGCAGAGGGAGCUGGACGACGCCACUGAGGCCAGCGAGGGUCUCACCAGAGAGGUCAACUCCCUCAAGAACCGCCUCAGGCGCGGCGGUCCGGUCAGCAGCUUCUCCUCCAGCCGUUCGGGCCGCCGCAACCUCAACCUGGAUGGCGCCUCCGUCGACAUGUCGGACGACGACGCCGACAGCCGUGCCGGCGACUUCAACGAGACGCAGGCCUCCAACACCGAGUAAACACAGCGACACUCUCAUUCCUUCGCUUUGCCCCUCUCCUUCAUCUCACCCCCCCCUCCC